ACAACAAAGUGUAGAUCCAAUGGGUAAUCCACCCUCAUUCCCAGAGGUGUACACAAGUAGGAGGCAACAUCGACCAAAAGGAAAAGACCAGCUGCCCACAUACUGCAAUGAUGAGGCUAGGGAAAUUAGCGAAAAAUUAGCAUCUGAGUAUGCAACUAAGGAAGGGGAAGAAGGAUUUGACCCAACACAAAUCCAUGGUGACCUAUUAAUGAUAGCAACUGAUGGGAUGAAAAGGGGAUGGUUAAAAGGUCUUGAUAUCCACACCCAUCAACAUGAUGUAGGUGUCAGUGCCAGGCGAGAGCCUUUGAGGCCCCCAAUAAUGCGGCACUCUCCCCAAGUUGAGGAGUUACAACAAACUGUUCAAUCAUUGAAAGAUGAGUUACAGGGGACUCAAGUUGAGCUACAGGGGACUAAAGCUGAGCUGCAGGCAUCCCCAGUUGAGUUUAAGGCAUCUAGAGCUGAGUUUGCUCUUAUGCAAGCAUCAAAUAUGUCUUUAGCUGAAAAUUUACAAUUCUUGUACCAACAGCUUGGCAUGACACCUCCCUUUACCAAUGGCGCUACUACUCCCAGGACACCACAUCUGUAGGCCUCAUAAAUAAGAUGUUAAACUUACA
Rubroshorea leprosula is the source of this 614-nucleotide messenger RNA. Lineage: Eukaryota; Viridiplantae; Streptophyta; Magnoliopsida; Malvales; Dipterocarpaceae. The record is from the annotation of a GenBank genome assembly.